CUAGUCCAAAAGCCCUUGCAGUGGAGUCUCUGCUUCACCAUUUCUUCUUCUUCUUCUUCUUAGUUUGAUCGUCUAAUUCCAAGAUGGUUCGGAGCUUAAAGAACCCUAAAAAAGCUAAACGGAAGAACAAGCAGGCAAAGAAAGGAGAAGGAUCGUCGGAUUCAGUACCAUCAUUGCCAGCGAAGGUAUGGCAACCAGGAGUUGACAAAUUAGAGGAAGGAGAGGAGCUUCAGUGUGACGCUUCUGCUUAUAAUUCUCUUCAUGCCUUCCACAUUGGCUGGCCUUGCUUGAGUUUUGAUGUGUUGCGCGACUCACUCGGCUUAGUGCGGACUGAGUUUCCACAUUCUGUAUACUGUGUAGCAGGAACACAGGCAGAGAAAAGUUCUUGGAACUCCAUUGGUAUAUUUAAGUUGUCUAAUAUAUCUGGGAAAAGGCGGGACUUGGUGCCAGACAAGACAGGUGAUGAAAACUCUGACAUGGACAGCAACAGCAGUGAUAGUGAUGAAGAAGAAGAAGCUGGAUCGGGGACACCUGUAUUACAGUUACACAAGGUGUUUCACGAAGGAUGUGUUAAUCGCAUACGUGCUAUGACACAAAACCCCCAUAUAGUUGCUUCUUGGGGUGAUACUGGUCAUGUUCAGGUUUGGGAUAUUAGCUCUCAUAUAAAUGCUUUGGCAGAAUCAGAGAGUGAUCUUAGCCACGGGGCUUCUGCAGUCUCUAAUCAAGCACCCUUAUUUAAGUUUGGUGGACAUAAAGAUGAAGGCUAUGCUAUAGACUGGAGUCCUCGUGUUCCCGGGAAGCUUGUUUCAGGUGACUGCAGGAAUUGUAUCCAUUUGUGGGAGCCAACAUCUGGUGCAACAUGGAAUGUUAGUGCUAAAUCUUACAUUGGACACACUGCAAGUGUUGAGGAUCUCCAGUGGAGCCCUACAGAAGAUACUGUAUUUGCUUCUUGCUCAGUUGAUAGAAAUAUUAUAAUAUGGGACACCCGUAUGGACAACCCUCUUGCAGCAACUAUAACGGCACAUAAGGCAGAUGUCAAUGUGAUAUCAUGGAACAAGUUGGCGAGCUGUAUGCUUGCAUCUGGAAGUGAUGAUGGGACAUUUUCUAUUCAAGAUCUUAGAAUGGUCAAGGAUGGAGACUCCGUAGUGGCCCACUUUGAUUAUCACAAACAUCCCAUCACUUCUAUUGAAUGGAGUCCGCAUGAAGCCUCAACACUGGCUGUUUCAUCGUCAGAUAAUCAGCUAACAAUCUGGGACCUUUCUUUGGAGAGAGAUGAAGAAGAGGAGGCAGAGUUCAAAACUAAAAUGAAAGAGCAAGUCAAUGCUCCAACAGAUUUACCCCCACAACUUCUCUUUGUUCAUCAGGGUCAGAAAGAUUUGAAAGAACUUCACUGGCAUUCUCAGAUCCCAGGAAUGGUUGUAUCCACAGCGGCAGAUGGAUUUAACAUACUGAUGCCAUCGAACAUCGAAAAUGCAAUUCCUGCAAAUGUUGCAUGAUAAUAGUUUAUUACGUUAUAGUUUGCAUUUUUGAAGUACCUUUCCUCUGUGAUGGAAUUUGUACUUUUACUUUUGUGAUAUAUUGUGACAGUUGCAUCAAUUUUGUCCCAGUUUCUAUUUAUGGAUCCUUGAGCUAUAGCAAGACAUAAAAAUGAACACA
Molecule: messenger RNA, 1656 nt
Organism: Solanum tuberosum (potato)
Lineage: Eukaryota; Viridiplantae; Streptophyta; Magnoliopsida; Solanales; Solanaceae
Product: glutamate-rich WD repeat-containing protein 1-like
Exons: 12
Coding region: 84-1496 (470 amino acids)
Biological process (GO): ribosome biogenesis
Cellular component (GO): nucleolus
Molecular function (GO): protein binding
Source: RefSeq, a predicted model, not a curated record